AUGGAGAAGUUUGAUGAGGGUACCCAAGUUUAUCUAAAUAGAUUAACACAAUCUCUAGAAAAAUUGCAGAGCAACUCAGUUUCUCAAAAUACUCUGACUACGAGUGAAACUAAUGAACAGGAAACACUCCAGGAAGUUCGUCUUCCUACAAUUGAUCUUCCUCACUUCCAUGGUAGAGAUGAUGAAAAUUUCGAAUGCUAUUGGAAAACAUUCGACUCCUUAAUAAACUCCAAAAAAUCUAUUAGCAAGCCUAAUAAAUUCCUCUAUUUGCAAAGUACCCUAGAGGGUAAAGCAAAAGCAGUUGUCGAACACCUAAUUCCUGGUGAUAAGGACUACGAUUCUGCUAUUCAGUUACUAGAAGUUAAUUACAGCAAUAAAGAAAUUGCUAUUGCUAAUCUUUAUUAUAAGUUAAGAGCGAUACCUACACCAGAUACAACACCUGACGCUCUACAAGAAUUUAGGCUCCAGGUUGAGUCUCUAAUUAAAGUUCUAGGUGUCAAAGCAGAUGUACCUAAAGCAGACUGGGUAUUGAAAUUAGAAAUACAGAGUAAGUUUGCUAAGAAGAUUCUAGCAUCCAUCUGUUCCCAUUAUAGAACAGAUAUCCUAUCCUUAGAUGAAAUUUUCGAGGGAUUAAGGAUAACCGUUAAUCGACUGAGAGCUCAUGAGAAAAUAAUAUCUGACACUGACAAAUCAGCCAAUGACAAACUAGUCAAAUCCAAAGUUACCUCCAAACAGCCUAAUAAAUCUAAAACCGCUACUUCCACUCCAAGAUGGAAGAAUACUACAGUAGGUACCUACACUAUCAGCCCUUGUAAACCUGUAGCCCAUAAGUCACCCAAGUUAGUGACUCCUACAUCUACUACAGGAAGGAGAUGCUGUCUCUUUUGCCAAGAACGUCAUACAAUUUAUCAAUGUCAAAACUUUCCUGAUCGCGUUUCUAGGAUAAAGCGCCUCACGGAAUUGCACAAGUGCACCAGGUGUUUGUUGCAACACGAUCCUAAUACAUGCACCACCCCAUUACACAUAUGUAACAGGUGCCACCAGGAUCAACAUCAUUCAGCAUUGUGUGGAGUUGAUAGGCCUAAAUCACCAAAACUCCAGGUGGAACAGGAUACUUCCACCAUUGUGCAGUGUUGUAAGGUGCGACAGGAGGUUAAGGUGCUUAACACCAAGUCUCGUAAUAAUGUUGUAUUACCUAUUGCACAACUACAAUUAAAUAGUAAGAAUUCUAAAAUCACUACAAGAGGUCUAUUCGACCAGGGAUCCCAGAGAACGUUCAUCACUCAACAAGCAGCUAACCAGCUGAAACUUAAACCCUUGUGUAAG
Molecule: messenger RNA, 1326 nt
Organism: Procambarus clarkii (red swamp crayfish)
Lineage: Eukaryota; Metazoa; Arthropoda; Malacostraca; Decapoda; Cambaridae
Source: RefSeq, a predicted model, not a curated record